AUGGCCACCAGCAGUGACAUGUCUCUCGCUUCCAUCCCAACUCCUCCUCAUUGCACCGCGGAUUUCUGCUUGAUUCCUAUUGGCACUUCCUCUCCGUCAGUAUCGGCCCAAAUUGCAGAUGUCCAACGCCUCGUUGAACAAUGCGGCUUGAAGUACGUCAUGCAUUCGGCCGGGACAACUCUCGAAGGGCCCUGGGACAAAGUACAUCAGGUCAUUGGUCAGGCGCACACUCUCCUACACCAGCAGGGAAUCGUGAGGAUCCAGACUGAUAUCCGGGUUGGUUCGAGAACCGACAAGGUCCAGUCCUUCGAAGACAAGGUUAACAAGGUCCGCGAGUUGCUGGGGAAGUAA
Aspergillus ochraceoroseus IBT 24754 is the source of this 351-nucleotide messenger RNA. RefSeq names its product thiamine-binding protein. The coding region runs from base 1 to 351 and encodes 116 amino acids. The transcript has 4 exons. Gene Ontology annotation, cellular component: cytosol. Lineage: Eukaryota; Fungi; Ascomycota; Eurotiomycetes; Eurotiales; Aspergillaceae. The record is from RefSeq and is a predicted model, not a curated record.